Arachis ipaensis is the source of this 561-nucleotide messenger RNA. The record is from RefSeq and is a predicted model, not a curated record. Lineage: Eukaryota; Viridiplantae; Streptophyta; Magnoliopsida; Fabales; Fabaceae.
AUGGUCACUCGCGGACGAGGUCGAGCACGUUCACGAGAGAGUAGGAAUGAGCAACCGGCUGAUAACCAUGCCGAGUUCAUGGCGGUGAUGGCGAACCUGGUGAACACCAUGGAAGCGAAUGCUGCUGCAACUUUGCAAGUUAUACAGAGGUUAACCCACCCGGCCAUAAGCGGAAACGACAAGGGAGGAGGUGCUGAGGGUAGCUUAAGAGGUGUUCCGAGAACUCUAACUGCUUUUCGGAAAGCUGGCCCGCCGAUUUUCAAUGGUUCGACAAACCAUACUGAAGUAGACAAGUGGUUCCAAGCUUUGGAGCAUGCAUUGCUAACUCAACAUGUACCGUAUGACAAGUUCGUGGAAUAUGCGACUUAUCAGCUGGUGGGAGAAGCUCAACAAUGGUGGCAAGGAGAGCGCCGACUGCGACACCAACAGAACGUGAACAUUACCUGGGCGUUAUUUGAGGAAGCCUUCUACAGGAAGUACUUUCAUGGGUCAUUAAGGGAGGCCAGAGAAUUGGAGCUCUUACAGCUGAAACAAGGGUCCAUGACUAUAGCAGAAUACUGA